This is a messenger RNA of Rhincodon typus (whale shark), 3798 nucleotides long. RefSeq names its product protoheme IX farnesyltransferase, mitochondrial (gene cox10). The transcript is spliced from 6 exons. NCBI's taxonomy places the organism in Eukaryota, Metazoa, Chordata, Chondrichthyes, Orectolobiformes, Rhincodontidae. Bases 1 to 1206 code for a protein of 401 amino acids. The record is from RefSeq and is a predicted model, not a curated record. Gene Ontology annotation, biological process: heme biosynthetic process. Gene Ontology annotation, molecular function: protoheme IX farnesyltransferase activity. Gene Ontology annotation, cellular component: mitochondrion; mitochondrial membrane.
AUGGGUAAUAUCCCAAAAAUUCAAGCGAGUCAGAGGACAGAGUAUGUAACCAAAAUUGAUAAAGGACUGUACCAACAUGCAAAACCCAAAGCUGCACCAUCAGCAUCACCUUUUCCAGAGAAACAAUCUAUUGCCAAUGAUGAAGCGGUCAUCCGAUCAGUACAACAAAUUCCUGCUAUUACGUCGUAUCCAUCCAGUCUUGAAGACGACAACAUGACAGAGAAGACAGCAAUGGCUGACGAUAAAGACACUGCCCAAGGCAUCAAGGAAGCAAAGCAGUGGAAAGAGAUGAAAGUGCAACUAUCAGAUCUACCAGGGAUCUAUGCGAGACUGUCUAAAAUAAAACUCACAGCUUUAGUUGCAACAACUGCAUCUGCUGGAUUUGCAAUGGCACCUGUACCCUUUGACCUUGGCUGUUUCCUUCUCGCCACUUUUGGAACAGGCCUUGCUUCCUGUGCUGCCAACUCCAUUAACCAGUUCUUUGAGGUGCCAUUUGACUCGAACAUGAACAGGACGAAGAACAGACCCCUGGUCAGAGGACAAAUUAGUCCACUCCAUGCAGUGUCUUUUGCAGUCGCCUGCAGUGUGCCUGGUAUAGCUCUACUGACUCUUGGAGUUAACCCACUGACUGGAGCAUUAGGAGCCUUUAACAUUUUCCUCUACACGUGCUGCUACACCCCAAUGAAGCGAUUGAGUAUACUUAACACCUGGGUAGGCUCUGUGGUUGGAGCUAUUCCUCCAAUCAUGGGCUGGACAGCAGCCACUGGCACCAUCAGCGCAGGUGCCUUGCUAUUGGGUGGAAUCCUGUAUUCUUGGCAGUUCCCACAUUUCAAUGCUUUAAGCUGGAAUCUUCGAGAAGAUUACUCACGAGGUGGCUACCGCAUGAUGUCAGUCACACAUCCAUUGCUAUGCAAACGAGUGGCAUUCCGCCACUGCAUUGCUCUCAUUGGAUUGUCAACAUUGUGUUCUGUCUUUGAUGUAACUACGUGGACUUUCCCACUUAUUUCACUCCCAAUCAACUUGUAUAUCAGCUACCUCGGCUAUCGAUUUUACAGGGACUCAAAUCGCAACAGUGCCCGAAAACUUUUCUUUUGCAGCCUCUGGCAUCUCCCUAUGUUAUUGCUCCUCAUGUUGACCUGCAAGAAAUCUCUAUUUGAAAAUGAAAACGUGGCUCACCACAAAGUUCAAACAGAAAUGCAAGGGUAACUUUCAUUUUUAUUAAGAGAUCUUUAGAAAUUAUCCAAGUGUAUUCCUGUGUCAUGUUGAUGAAUCUUCAUGAACUGCACUGGUCUGACUCCUGGCAUUUCAACAUACUACUGUGUAUGAUUUUGUACUGUAAGAUGAAAAUUGGUUUCAUCAUCUUCUUAGGAAUGUAAAUAGACCAUUCUUCCCCUGUAGUCUGCUCAGCCAUUCAGUAGAUCAUGGUGGAUCUAUACCUCCGCUGCUUUUACCCACUGUUGCUCCAUAUCCCUUGACAUGAAUAUAUCAGUCUCAAUUUUACAGGCUCCAAUUAUCUCAGAAUCCACAGCCUUUUGGGGGAAAAAGUUCCAGAUGUCUGCUAUCCUUUGUCUGGAGUAAAAAAUGCUUAUUGAUUUAUCUCCUAACUCGCCUAGCUUAGAUUUUAUGCCGCUUGAUCUUAAUUCACUCAUUAGGGUAAAUGGUUUAUCUGUAUCCAACCUUUGGACUCUUUAUGACAUUUUAAAUAUCUCAAUGAGUUCAACCCUCAAUCUUCUAAACUCCAGGGAAUACAAGCCAGGUUUAUGAAAUCAACACUUAUAGGACCUUCACAGGGGUUAAAUUGUAUUUUCAACUUGUACGUUGCACCCAUAAAUUCAUAAUGUGUCUUCCGAUCUCCCUGAGCUCUCCUUUAACAGUAUCUUACAGCCUCACACCCUGUAAGUAUCCCAUUGCUCCAUUACAUAAGCACACUGAUAACAAAUUAAAAUGCUGGUAAUGUUACCAAGGGGAAUUCAGGAUUUAUUAUAUAAUCAGUGGCCAGUGAUUUGCACAACAAAUGUGUUUCCUUAAAACAAAGUGUAAAAAUGUUAUUCAAUUGUGUUGUUCCAGAAAAUAAUAAAACAAAUUUUCCUAAGAAUGUGGCAUUACAGUGAACUGCACUUACUUUGAAGGCUUUUCAAAACAUUAAUCUGUUGGAGUACUUUUUAAGACAUCCUAUCACACUUUACAAUGUAUUGAAGACAUUUCUGUUCUGACCAAAGAUUUCUAUUUAACAGUGACACUUUGUUCAGAGCUUCAGAAGUGACAGCUUAUAUUGCACGUUCGAGUUAUCUUUCCGUAUUAUUUCAUGUUCCUAUGCCCAAGAUACAUUGUUUGCAUAUAUGAAGUCUGGCUAAACUACAGGCAUAGUCUGUCAACAACUAAUGAUGCUGAAUAUGUCCUUUGAAACUGAUUGCCUAGAAACAUCCUAGACUCGUGUUGAGUUACAUCAUGGAAAUUUAUGAAAGGACUAAAGGACUACUAUCUAAACCAUAGCUCAUAUUAUUGCAAAAUCUAUUUAUUGCAUCAAUAUGUUAUUAACAGUUGCAACUAAGUUGGUUUUUCAUCAUCUCAGAUUGUUAACACAAAGGAUAGAAUAGUAACUACCAUUCAAUCGCUUCAGUGAAACUUAAAGAUUGUUUCUGCACAGUUCAGAAGGUCACAACAUAUAAAUAGUCUAUAUUCAUGUGAAUAUGAAAUUACAUGAAUCUUCACGCUUUGCUGAAAUUCUUAUGCCAACAAUGCAACCCUUAGAUAUAAAUGUCUAUUUAUGCAUUAGUAACUGUGUGAGGGGCUGUAUAAAAUUGUGGUUAUGUUACUGGACCCAUAGUCCAGAGGCCUGGACUAAUGAUCCAGAGUUAAAAGUUCUACUUUCACCCCUGGAGCUGGAAAAUUUAAAUUCAUCCAUUUAAAUAAGUACAAAGUUAAACGAACAAGGAGCAGUAAUGGGGACAAUGAAACUACUGGAUUUUGUAAAGUCCCAUCUGGUUCAUUAAUGUCAUUUAGGACAAGAAAUCUGCCAUCCUUACCUGGUCUGACAUUUAUGUGACUUCAGACCCACAGCAAAUCAGUUGACUCUUAACUUCCAUCAGAGAUAUCUCAGCAGGGCACGCUGUUGUCUCAGAAUGUGCAUUAAACGCUGACGUGGCCAGCAACACCCACAUCCCAUGAGAGAAUUUUUUAAAAGUUAAGAGUAUGGUCAAUGUGUAAAGUAAUCCUCCAGCUUUUAUUUGCUGUCACUUUGACCUGCAAUAAUUAAUUAAUGUGAUGAAUAGAUUGGAAUCCGAUUGUAACUGUCUUAAUCAAAUUAAAUAUUUUAUUUAUAUUAUGUUUUUUAAUGAACAUAAUAAAUAUGUACAGCAGAACAAAAUGGUCCACGGUCGGGUUUACUUUUUUUUAAAAGUAGGGCAAGAGAAAUUAUAGUGUAAAAGGAUUUAUUCUGCUACUUAAGCUCCAAAGUAAAUGUAGUUCACACCAUUGUUAGCAUUAUGCGCAUUGUUUGAAAGAUUUUUUUAAAUGGAAGUGUAAAGAUUUGUUACCUACAUCAUAUUGUUUCUGAUCGGAUAGUCAACCAUCUGUGGUCAUAUCUUUGCAAGGUAUGUUGAUUAAAAGUAAAUUGUUUUUAAUGUGUAAUUGGUAAUUGGUCUCAUUGAGUCAGGGGUUAUACUGUUAUUGAGAGCAGAGUGAAUUUCCCUGCUUAAUGGAUUUGGAAAGAAACUUGCAAGAGGUCUCUUUAGAGACAGUGAUGUAUUUUUUGAUUGAGAAAAUAAAUAUGUCCUUCACUCACUGCAGGAAGACAAA